Molecule: messenger RNA, 1061 nt
Organism: Lytechinus variegatus (green sea urchin)
Lineage: Eukaryota; Metazoa; Echinodermata; Echinoidea; Temnopleuroida; Toxopneustidae
Exons: 8
Coding region: 348-1061 (237 amino acids)
Source: RefSeq, a predicted model, not a curated record
CAAAAGAAUGCGAUCUACCACAAAAAGCCAUUUGUGUGUAUCGUUGGUUUGUUUGUAUACAAAAGCCACGUGCGUUAAGCACCUGUGUGUAUAACCAUGACCGAUCAAUGGGUAUGGGUACAGCCCAUAGAGUUAAAUACGUGUUUAGGUUUAUAUAACUCUAUGGUACAGCCUGGGUUUAGUGCGCACAGCUACCGGUACAUUUGUUUGUAAACAAAACCACGUGUAGCCGGCCUGGAGCUGCUUAAUUGGCACCCUCCCAUUUUCUUAGAUUUAUUUUGAUCCAGCUCAUGUCAAGCUAUUUUUUUCUUGGUGAAGAUGGUUAACUGCGUUGUUUGUUACAACAAAUGAUAGCAAUGUCUAUGAAGAGAAAACGAAUAUACGACGGUGACGAAGCACGGCAGCUUUUUGAAGCGCUGUAUUUUACAGACCCCGCAACGACUGACACCGGCACCGAGUCAGAGUCCGCGUCCGAGACUGGUCUUAGGCUCUGCCUGAGCUCUGACUCAGAGUCCAACACUAGUUCCGAUGAUGAUGAGCAUAGUCUUGGACAUGGACAAUCAGCAUCAUCUACGAUCACCAACAUCGUCAGUCAGUCAGAAGACGUCACUGAUGAUAACGAGGUAGGACUUGAAGUGUUCAAUUUGAAGAGGCAAGUGAAGGCAGGUCAUUCAAGAUUUCAGCUCCAAACAAGUGAAGCAGAACUUCAAUCAGAAUCAGAUGGAGAAAAAAGAGCUGUUUCAGAAGUAGAUUGGAACAUUGAUGAAGAAUUAGAUGGAGAGGAAAGACCUGUUUCAGAAGUAGACUGGCACAAUGAUAAAGAAUCAGAUGGAGAAAAAAGAGCUGUUUUGGAAGUAGAUUGGAACAAUGAUGAAGAAUCAGAUGGAGAGGAAGGAGCUGUUUCAGAAGUAGUCUGGCACAGUGAUGAAGAAUCAGAUGGAGAAAACAGAGCUGUUUCGGAAAUAGAAUGGAAAAAUGAGGAUGUAACUCGUGGUAGGAAAAAGGCGAAAGAGCACAUUUCAUUGAUUCAGAUUCAUCAGUUUGCAGUGAUGGACAUAUAG